Molecule: messenger RNA, 3047 nt
Organism: Myotis brandtii (Brandt's bat)
Lineage: Eukaryota; Metazoa; Chordata; Mammalia; Chiroptera; Vespertilionidae
Gene: DCAF16
Product: DDB1 and CUL4 associated factor 16
Exons: 3
Coding region: 812-1354 (180 amino acids)
Cellular component (GO): Cul4-RING E3 ubiquitin ligase complex
Source: RefSeq, a predicted model, not a curated record
UCCCCGACGGAGAGGGCGAGCGGAGUGGCAUCGCUGGGCUUACCCUGAUCGUGCGGCAGGGCGUGAGGCGAAAGAAAAAAACAAAUUCUCCUUUGAUGGAAUUUGCAAGAUGGAAGGAAAAUAAUAAAAAUAUAAGAGGACAGAAGAAUUAAAAGCCAACAGCUUCUCCUGUCUCAAUAAAAUAAAGACUUAUGUCUUCUCAUUUACAGGUUAAGGCUACCUUUCCAGAUAGUCCAACAGCUAAGUCACCAGUUUCCAAGGGCAUUUGUACCACUUAUGGAAAACGUCGGAUCCGUGCAUAGCAGAUGUCCUUGACAACUCAUCCCACCAUCCCCUGCACAAAAUUUGCUGCACCAGCAGACUAUGAAGCCGACCACUGAGCUUCUUUUCAUUACCAAGUAGAUAUAAUAUCCCUGACAACAAAACAGAGGACACAAGUGUCUCUUCACAGUAUCACAGCCAGUUGAGACCACACUAAGAAAAUCAGCUUGCCUAUAUGAGGACCCCUUCUCUUCUUGGGUAGCCAGGAUUUAAAGGAGAGACUCUGACCUGUGCCGCUGGUAAGUGCCUAACUUUUACACACGGAACUGGUCCUGAGAACCGAGAUGUCUUCUUUGUAAGUGAAGACUAUAUAACAUAAUCUCGAACUGCAUAGUGGUGCAAGCCAAAGGCAUACUGUGUGUGUAACGGACUCAGAAACAGGCAAGUUAAUCUUGUUGAAAGGAUUUUUCAUCUUUUGUUCUAUUUGCCAGUGUUUGUGUUUUGCUGGCUUCAAUUGUUACUUCUUUCUGGUUCCUUCUUUCCUAUCCUUAUGGGUCCCAGAAUUCCCUCUCCUGAUCGCUUAACAGAAUCAGAAAGUGAGGAAGAAGAAAGUGCUAACUACCUAAAUGAGAGCUUUGGGGAAGAUUGGGAUUACUCUGAAGAAGAGGACCCUGUGGUGCCCAACCUGACACGUCUGGAGAGUCUUGCCUGGCAGGUUAAGUGCCUUUUAAAAUAUUCAACUACUUGGAGACCUUUAAAUCCUAAUUCCUGGUUAUAUCAUGCUAGACUCUUAGAUCAGGACACACCGGUCCAUAUACUUCGAGAGAUAGGUCUAAGACUCUCCUAUUGCUCCCAUUGUGUACCCAAACUGGAACCAAUUCCUGAGUGGCCACCUCUGGCUUCUUGUGGAGUCCCACCUUUUCAAAAGCCGCUGACAAGUCCCAGCCGACUUUCCAGAGAUCACGCCACUCUAAAUGGAGCACUGCAAUUUGCCACCAAACAGUUAAGCCGAACCUUGAGUAAAGCCACUCCCAUCCCUGAAUUCCUAAAACAGAUCCCUAAUUCAUGUGUUUCUGGUUGUUGCUGUGGCUGAUUAACUAAAAAAGUUAAGGAAACAACCUACACUGAACCCAUCAACGCCACUUGCUCUUACAUUGACUUCCAAAAGGCAGUUAACAAACUCCUAACUGCAUCACUGUAAAGAUUCACCAUUUGCUCUGGUGUCUCCUAUGUUUCUGAUUGAGAAAGUAGUACAAGUUACACAGCCCAGAGCUGAGAAAGGAAUGCCUUCUCAACCAAACUGCCCUGUCCUGACAAGCUGAAUAUCUAUCCAAGAGGCCCAUCAGUCAACUAAGAAAAUAUGCAUGUGAGCACUCACUUUGACAGACCCUGUGGAUAAAACAAGAACUUCAAUAGAGAAUUCGUAAAAAGGUACUGUUGCAAAAAAUAAAUUGACUAUUCUCCUCAUUCAGUUCUCGCCCCAAUUUACUCUGCCUAACUGAAUAGACUCGAACUCUAGGUAUCUAAUGAUUAAUGGGAAGGACAGAGUAAGCUAUUCUCUCUUUUCUUACCCAGCCUUCACAACAGCCAUUGUGGAAAGUGGGAGGUUAGCUACUCCCAAUAGUACCCUCCUAAGCAUACUCUUCUCUGACAUUCAUUUUUAGGGAGGUAGUUAAAAUUGAAUAAUCUCACAGCUUUUAUAUAGAUAGGUCUGCACAUGGCAUUAAACAGGCACCUGUUCUAUAAGAAAUAUAUUUCCUGCAUCUUGGCACCCAGACUUUAGUCAAGAGGAAAUAAAAUACCUUCCAAAAGACCAAAGAGAAAGGAUUAUUAAGAGAGCAUUUAUGUUUUCUAUACUAACUGCUAGUGGAUUACAGUGUUUCAGUCUGUAUGUUUCCUGGAGCAGCACUUAAUGCACUUUCCCAUCCAUUGCAAACUUUCCAGGAUCGCUUCUAACUGUAAAGAACCUUACUAUGGAAAGUCUCAGCCUAAUAUAACCUGAAGUUAGAGUUUUUUAGUAUCAUUGUUUUCCUACAUAGAUUAGCUUUAGAUCUAUCUGAACAAGGAAGUAUGUGUACUCUUGUAAAUGGGCCUUGCAGUGUUUAUUUAGAUGAGUCAAAAUGUAGAAGUCAACAUAAAUAAAAUGCAUGAGACCGUUAGAUCUUUUCACACCAUAAAGACUGAAAACUGUAUGAUCCUGGUUGACGGCAUCUAAAGGAUUCAGAAAAUAGAUUGUUAAAGAUUUAUCUUAUACACCCUUAUUUUAGUUUUGCUUUUUCCUAUUCUCCAUAACUGUCUACAGUUAUGGCAUCAAAACCUUAAAGCAUUAAUGGAAUCACAAAUUCUAUAAAUGUGUAGCAACUUUAGGAGAUAGAAGGAUUUUAUAACCUAAUGGGUAUUUCUGCUGAGCCUUAGUUGUCUUAAAGAAAAAAAGGAGGGGGUAGAAAAAAUGUUUGGUAGUGGAAAAUUAUUGAACUGAAACCGUAUCAUACUGUUAGUGUAACUGAAUGUAUCAGAAACUGUUCCUAUGUAGAUGUUCUCUGUGAAACUGGUUUUUAAAAUGUUACAACCUGUUUUUUAAGGGGAGGUGGGAAAGAUAGAGAAAUCUAAAAAUAUGUUGAUGUUUAUGUAAUUAUAUAUGUUCCUUUUUCUCUGUGUGUGUGUUGCAUGUGUGCGUGUAUGUGUAAAAAUGCCUUGCUCAUAAACGCGUUUUUGCUAUUCACUCCUAAAGGAAUCCUUUCCCCAACUUUGCAGCUGAAUAAACCAACAGCUUUGUACAUGCUGAA